Phycodurus eques (leafy seadragon) is the source of this 2946-nucleotide messenger RNA. Its product is annotated as max-binding protein MNT-like. Gene Ontology annotation, biological process: regulation of transcription by RNA polymerase II. The record is from RefSeq and is a predicted model, not a curated record. The transcript has 6 exons. NCBI's taxonomy places the organism in Eukaryota, Metazoa, Chordata, Actinopteri, Syngnathiformes, Syngnathidae. The coding region runs from base 259 to 1800 and encodes 513 amino acids. Gene Ontology annotation, molecular function: protein dimerization activity; RNA polymerase II cis-regulatory region sequence-specific DNA binding; DNA-binding transcription factor activity, RNA polymerase II-specific.
CGGGGCCUGCCUGCGGGAGGGCGGGGCGUGCGUGCUUGUUGUAAGUCGGCUCGAGCCAGCGUCGCCAUCUUGACGCUCGAACACUUUUCCACCCAGACGCCGAACAGCAUCUGCCCGGUCCGGUCUGGUCGGGUCCGGUCCGGUCCGCCGAGCCAGCCGGAUUCCCGAGCGGCCCGCGGGGGCGCGCAGGACGAGCGUGAACUCCGCCCCCCUCCCCUGUCGUCGUGGGUCGGUCCCGGCCGGCCGGGUUCGUCCGACAUGAGCAUCGACACGCUGCUCGAGGCCGCCCGGUACCUGGAGUGGCAGGCCGAGCGGGACCGGGCCGAGCGGAUCGACCGGCACGCCGCCGCCGCCGAACCGCAACCGAGACGCCUCUCGCACGAGGAAGAUCAAAGCAAGGUGAAGGUGCUCAUCAACACGGAGGCGGAGUCGAGACGCUCGGAGGCGGUCUCUCUGCAGCCACUCGCAGCCAACCACGUCAGCUGGGGCGAGCGGCCGCCCCGCCCUGCGACCCACCCCCGAGUGCCCGUCGCCGUUGUCCCGAUGGUGCCGGUCGUCACGGCGACGCCCCUCCCUCUCAUAGCGAUGCUUCCCGGCUCCCCCCCGCGGGCGCCGCCCCCCCCGGUCCCCCAUCAGCCGCUGUGCUCCUCCCAAGUCAAAGCGGACGCCGCUGAGCAGCCGAUCGGAUGCGGCCAAUCGCAACAGCGGCCUCAGGUUCACGCUCAGUACCCGCCCCCCGUCGGGGGAGUCGACGGGCCGGCCCCGCAGGCCGCCCUGGCGUCCCACCAGGUUCCGCCUACGUCCCACUUGAGGUCCAACGGACUGACGCUGGACGACAUGAGAGGAGGAGCCAACGGCAAGAGGAGGUCUGGAGGGUUAGUAACCCCCCCCCCCCCAAUAAAAGUACUUUUUUUUCCAAAAAGGACCGGAACCAGGGAGGUCCACAACAAGCUGGAGCAGAACAGGCGCGCUCACCUGAAGGAAUGUUUCGAGACGCUGAAGAAGAACGUGCCCAACGUGGACGACAAGAAGACGUCUAACCUCAGCGUCCUGCGCAGCGCCUUGCGUUACAUUCAGACGCUGAAGCGCAAGGAGAAGGAGUACGAGCACGAGAUGGAGCGCCUGGCCCGCGAGAAGAUCGCCAUCCAGCAGCGUUUGUCCGAGCUCAAGAAAGAACUGAGUCAGCGAAUGGACGCGGUCGAGAUCGAACGCGUCAUCCGACAAACCGUCCAGCCCGAAGACGACCAGGCGUCCACCUCCACCGCCUCGGAUAUUUUUCGGGGUCCGCAGAAGGAGAGGACAACUUGGAGCGGGACGAGGACGCGGCGACCCCCGCCGUCCCACGAGCGCCGCCGCCGGCCGCCCGCCCGUCGCCGUCCUCCUUUGCCCCUCGGGCGCCGGUCCCGCCGCCCACCGUCAUCGCCCGCGCGGCCGUCGCCCCCCGCCCCUCGGCCGUGUCGCACCCCUCUGUCAUCCGGGCCGUCAGCCGCGCCCUGCCGGCCAAUCACAAGCACCUGCCGCACAUCGCCCCCUCCCCCGGCCCCGCCCUCUCCGCCCGGCCCGUCGGACACGUCGCGGCGCGCCUGGGGGCGCCCCUCCCGUCCCGCCUGCCCGCCUUGUACCCGCAGGGGGUGUCUGUGUCCCAGCCCGCCGUGGUGGGCCACGUCGCGCACGCCUUCGCCCCGACACCGGCCGGCGCCGCGGCGGGCCAGCAGGGGGCGACGGCGGCGCCGGGGAAACCCGCCGCGGUGCUGGCGCCCCACCCUCAGCUGGUGGGCCAGGCGGCCGUCACCAUGGUAACGGUGCCCACCUUCCCCGUCAGCACCAUCAGACUGGCCUGAACGCCCGGACGCGUUGGCGGGACACGACGUCGCCGGUCACACCGGGGCCGCGGCCGGGCAAGAAGGACCGUAGAGGCACUUAAAAAAAAAAAGGAAAAAGAAGAGAAGAAGCAGGACGAUGGAUGAGCGCAGAUACCUUUUAUUAAAAGCAGCGUCCCCCCAUCAUUGUAAUUCAAAAACCUUUCGUGCUCAGGCCAAAGCUCUGUCUAAUAUAAAAGUAUUGCUUUGGCGCCAUCCUGGUGCCAAGGAACUACGUUGACGUGAGUUGAGGAGCUUGAUCAGUGCUUUCUGCCAUUUUGUGGCCUCUAGGCAAUUGGAGCUCCCUCUGCUGCACGCCACACAAACAACAAGCAGCGACGACGGAAAGAAAAAAAAACAAAACAUUUUUGUUGCAAACUUACAUUUUUUUAUUGUGAGCAAAUGUGUGAAACGUCACACGUUUGCUGUUGACAUGAACGCGGUUGCAGCGGCAUCCUUUUGUGCGUGUGUGCGCGCGCGAACACACCUAACCUCUUGAUCACUGUGACCGCACACGCGCGCGCACACACUGAGCGAAUGAAAAACAACCAAGCAAGUUUAGAUUUUUGCUCUUUUGGACUGAAAAAGAAGAAAAAAGCCCAUUUGUCUUUAGUGGCUCACGUCACGUCGCCGAAUAUUCUUCUUCUGCUUCUGCUUCCGUUUGCGUUGCGUAAUCCGGUGUACGAACUUUAUUGUGAUGCAAUUUCAAUUGCGAUUUUUCGGGUUCUUCUGCUAGCAAACGCCGCUUUGUGUCGUGCCGGUGCAUGUUUGCGGGACCACGAAGUCGGAGCUCGCGCUAUAUUGAUAUUAUAUAUUCAUACGAGCGAGGCUGUUUUCCCUAUGGAGAAAGUGUUAAGUUAUAAAAUCGGGCCUGAGCACUUGUGGGCCGUCAACAUGAUGAUGAUAUUAAUCCAAAAGAUUCUUAAUAAAUAUGAUUACAUUUACAACAUUCCUCAUUGUUUGCGUCCUCAUGUCAACAGUUUUUAUUGGAUUGUUCUUGAUUGUCGUCAGCCACUAGAUGGCAGUAGAAACAAUGGCAGUGGAUUACAAACAAAUGGAGCUCAAAGUGACACGGAGGACACGCAGA